CGGUUAGCCUAAACCAAAUUCAACCAUCCACCCACUAACAACCUGUCUCCAUACCGCUGCCACUAGGGUUUAUUGUUCCUUUCCCAAAUCCCCUAACCAUAAACCCUAAUAAUAACCCUCUCUUUCAACGCCAAAUCAAUCAAAAAUUCAAAUGGAAAUAAACAAUAAUAAAAGAAAAUCAGCAGAAGAAGGCCCAUCAAAUGCUACCCCUCCACCACACAAACAUCAACACACAGAUGCUGCUGACGGCGUAACUGCUUGUCUUCAUGACGUGUCAUAUCCCCAGAAUUACGUGGUCAAUCGCCACGUGGCAGCCAGUAAUGAAGAAGAAGGAGGAGAAGAAUUGAAGAAGAAGCCAGCUAAGGAAUUUCCUUUCACUUUGGACCCUUUUCAGUCUGAAGCUAUCCAUUGUUUAAAUGCUGGUGAAUCUGUUAUGGUAUCAGCCCAUACGUCAGCUGGGAAAACUGUCGUGGCAUCGUAUGCUAUUGCAAUGUCGCUGAAGAAUAAGCAAAGAGUGAUAUACACUUCUCCUAUAAAGGCACUGAGUAACCAAAAGUAUAGAGAGUUUAAAGAAGAGUUCUCAGAUGUUGGUUUGAUGACCGGGGAUGUUACUAUUGAUCCCAAUGCUUCUUGCUUGGUAAUGACCACAGAAAUCUGGCGUAGUAUGCAGUACAAAGGAUCAGAGCUCACAAGGGAGGUGGCAUGGAUCAUAUUUGAUGAGGUACAUUAUAUGCGUGAUAGAGAAAGAGGUGUGGUUUGGGAAGAGAGUAUUGUUAUGGCCCCGAAAAAUGCUCGGUUUGUGUUCCUUUCAGCUACUGUUCCAAAUGCUAAGGAGUUUGCUGACUGGGUUGCAAAGGUUCAUCAGCAACCUUGUCAUAUUGUUUAUACGGAUUAUCGGCCAACGCCUCUUCAGCAUUACCUUUUUCCUACUGGUGGCGAUGGUUUAUACUUGGUGGUCGAUGAAAAGGGAAAAUUUCGUGAGGAUAGUUUUCAAAAAGCUUUAAACGCCCUUGUUCCCGCCAACGAGAAGAAAGAUAGUGGCAAAUGGCAGAAGGGGUUGGUGAAUGGUAGAGCUGGUGAAGAUAGUGACAUAUUUAAGAUGGUCAAGAUGAUUAUUCAACGCCAAUAUGACCCUGUCAUAAUCUUUAGCUUCAGUAAAAGGGAAUGUGAAUUCCUUGCAAUGCAGAUGGCAAAGAUGGAUCUAAAUGAGGAUGACGAGAAAGUGAACACUGAGACUAUCUUUUGGAGUGCCAUGGACAUGUUAUCGGAUGAUGAUAAGAAGCUACCCCAGGUGUCAAAUAUGCUCCCCCUCUUGAAGCGGGGAAUAGGUGUGCAUCAUUCUGGUUUGCUGCCCAUAUUGAAGGAAGUCAUCGAAAUAUUAUUCCAAGAAGGUCUAAUCAAGUGCUUGUUUGCCACAGAGACAUUCAGCAUAGGUCUUAAUAUGCCUGCAAAAACAGUUGUUUUUUCAAAUGUUCGCAAGUUUGACGGUGAUAAGUUUAGAUGGUUAUCAAGUGGGGAGUAUAUACAGAUGAGUGGGCGUGCGGGGCGUCGAGGAAUAGACGAUCGUGGUGUGUGUAUUCUUAUGGUUGAUGAGAAGUUGGAACCAUCCACUGCUAAGAUGAUGGUCAAAGGAAGUGCUGAUUGUUUGAACAGUGCUUUCCAUUUAAGCUAUAACAUGCUUUUGAAUCAACUACGAUCUGAAGAUGGAGAUCCAGAAAAUUUGCUUCGGAACUCAUUCUAUCAAUUCCAAGCAGACCGAGCCAUUCCUGACCUUGAGAAACAAAUGAAGGCUCUUCAGGAGGAAAAGGAUUCAAUUCAUAUUGAAGAAGAGAAGAGUUUAGAAAAUUACUACUCUUUGUUGCAGCAAUAUAGAAGCUUUAAGAAGGAUGUCCGGGACAUCAUUUUUUCUCCCAAGUACUGCUUGCCAUUUUUGCAGCCAGGCAGGCUUGUAUGCGUUCGUUGUGUAAGUAAUGAUGAAAGCACUCUAGCCUUUUCAAUUGAGGAUCAUGUAACAUGGGGUGUUAUAGUCAACUUUCAAAGGGUAAAGGGUCUUUCAGAAGAUGAUAUAAAUAAAAGUCCAGAAGAUGCAACCUACACUGUGGAUAUACUUACAAGAUGUGCAGUAUCUAGAGACGAACUUUCAAAGAAAACAAUCAAGAUUGUUCCGCUGAAGGAGCCCGGGGAACCUGUAGUUGUUUCUGUUCCUGUUUCGCAGAUAGAUAGCUUGAGUAGUGUCCGUCUCAUAAUUGCGAAGGAUCUUUUGCCAUUGGAAAAUCGAGAAAAUACUUUGAAAAAGGUGUCUGAAGUUCUCUCAAGAUUUUCUAAACAAGGGAUACCCCUCUUAGACCCAGAAGAAGACAUGAAGGUCCAAAGUGGGUCUUACAGGAAGGCAGUCCGCAAGAUUGAGGCUCUAGAGAACUUGUUUGAGAAGCAUGAAGUUGCAAAGUCUCCACUUAUUGAGCAGAAGCUUAAAGUAUUGCACAAGAAGAAGGAAAUUACUGCCCAAAUAAAAACGAUCAAGAGUUCAAUGCGGUCUACCUCUGCUCUGGCCUUUAAAGAUGAACUCAAAGCAAGGAAAAGAGUUUUAAGGAGACUAGGAUUUGUGACUAGAGAGGAUGUUGUGGAAUUGAAGGGGAAAGUUGCCUGUGAAAUUAGCAGUGCCGAUGAAUUGGUGCUAACAGAACUUAUGUUUAAUGGUGUAUUCAAAGACAUUAAGAUAGAAGAAAUGGUAUCUCUUUUAUCUUGUUUUGUGUGGCAAGAGAAGCUUCAGGAUGCUCAAAAGCCCAGGGAAGAGCUGGACAUGCUUUACACACAAUUGCAAGAUACUGCACGAAGAAUUGCUACAGUUCAGCUAGAGUGCAAGGUGGAAAUUGAUGUAGAAAGUUUUGUGAGUUCAUUCAGGCCGGAUAUUAUGGAGGCCGUUUAUUCAUGGGCAAAAGGGUCCAAGUUUUAUGAGAUCAUGGAAAUCACACCAGUGUUUGAAGGCAGUUUGAUCAGAGGUAUCAGGAGAAUGGAAGAAAUUCUCCAGCAGUUAAUCUUAGCCGCAAAAUCAGUUGGGGAAGUUGAACUUGAAGCCAAGUUUGAAGAAGCCGUUUCCAAGAUCAAGAGGGAUAUUGUGUUUGCAGCCUCUCUCUACUUGUAGACAUGGGUAUAUCAAUCCCCACUUGUGUGGUCUGAUAACUUUAGGUAGGUAGAAAAUACCUUUCAAAUAGCUAAGUUCAUUCUUUGAGUUGUUAUUUGUAUCAUAUAUACCUAUUUUAUUAAAUAAUAUGUUUUGUAUUGAAGAUGAAUCUUAUAAAUUAAUGAAUCAAUUACCAAUUUACCA
Erigeron canadensis is the source of this 3325-nucleotide messenger RNA. RefSeq names its product DExH-box ATP-dependent RNA helicase DExH9. NCBI's taxonomy places the organism in Eukaryota, Viridiplantae, Streptophyta, Magnoliopsida, Asterales, Asteraceae. Bases 152 to 3142 code for a protein of 996 amino acids. Gene Ontology annotation, cellular component: nucleus. The record is from RefSeq and is a predicted model, not a curated record. Gene Ontology annotation, biological process: RNA catabolic process; maturation of 5.8S rRNA. Gene Ontology annotation, molecular function: RNA binding; ATP binding; RNA helicase activity. The transcript is spliced from 14 exons.